CACACCUACAGUUCAUCAAGAUGGUAUCUUCAACAGCAGUCCCUGACGAGUUUCGAAGCAAGUGGAAUACCACAGACCGAUCAUCUCGAGAGAGCCGCCCCCGAGCCGCCUUGACCGGCAAGCUUCGCUCUGCCUGUGAUCUAUGUCGCCAGGCCCGCGUAAAGUGCAACGGGGGUCAUCCAUGUCGGCGUUGCGAAGGCAAUAGCCAUCGCUGUCACUACAGUCCAUCGCUGCGCAAAGGGCGAUUAAAAGUGACGAGACAGUCGGAGGGGUCUGGAUUAUCGCCAUCGACGAGUGGCGAGAACUCGCAGCGAGACAGUCCGUUCGCCGUGAACACACCAGACAAUAGCGUCGAUUCACAAGAGAAGGGGUCCGAAAAUGCGUCGAAUACACCGCAGUUACCAGGUUUCUCGAAUUCGGGGAUGCCUACAUUUCCUGCGAUGGAUUUCAGCCAUCUCCAACUCCCUAGUCUGCCGUCCGAAUUCUCAUUCAGUCAGAUUGCAGGCAGUCCGUUACCUGACCUGUCUACAGGAACGAGUCUGGAACCAAAUAUAUGGCCAACCACCAACCCGCCACCGCUGAUGUUUCCACUUGCUUUGGAUCAGCCGUUACUUCCGGGACCAGAGUCCUCCAGCCGGUGUUCGUGUCUGAACACGCAACUGCACUGCGUUGCCGAGCUUUACGGACACGUCGACUACGACACCAUCGAGCUAGACACGGUGCUCGGGACGGUACGCAAGAUCAGUCAGAGCAUUAGCGAGUACCUUGCCUGCCUGCUCUGUUCACGGACCUCCUUUGCCUUCAUCCUGGUGACGAUUGCGAUGCAGCGGAUGAUCCUGCUGGUCUGCCAUGUAUCCAAGAACGGCGCGACCUACGUCCAGCGCACGAGGAUGUCGGUCGGCACGUUCCAACUGGACGAGGAGGACGACCGCACCCACAAGCGCAUGCUGAUCCUCUCCACGGCACGGAAAGUGAGCCGCCUGGUCGAUGAGAUGGAUGCGGCCGUCAAGGAAUACUACGGCAAGCAGACCAACUGCAAGUUCGGGUCCCAGACGGGCCAGUCGAAUCUCCGCUGGGUGCUGCAGGUUCUCGAAGGGAUACGACGCCGGACGGCAACUAUCGCUCGGCUGGCGCAGAGGGAAGAUUGGGGGCUGAGGGAUUUCACAGUGCAAUGUCCGCAGGAUGGUUAGUUUGCAGAGCGGAGCGUAUAUGUCAUCUGUUAACGUCAUAAAUAUUCUCUAUAGAU
Molecule: messenger RNA, 1246 nt
Organism: Penicilliopsis zonata CBS 506.65
Lineage: Eukaryota; Fungi; Ascomycota; Eurotiomycetes; Eurotiales; Aspergillaceae
Exons: 2
Coding region: 21-1190 (389 amino acids)
Biological process (GO): regulation of DNA-templated transcription
Molecular function (GO): zinc ion binding; DNA-binding transcription factor activity, RNA polymerase II-specific
Source: RefSeq, a predicted model, not a curated record